AUGACAGAUUAAAACGAAAUAGAAUUGUAAACAGCACUCCCUAAUGAGAAAGAGGGUUUAAAAACAGAGGAAUAGUUGACUCCUUUAAUUUAGUUUGCAUAAAUCACGAUUAAAGUGUAAGACAUAGUGGAUAAGAUUCCACUAGGGAGAUUCCAUUACAGAUUCAUGUUCAUUGUAUUUCUACAUUACUUUUCAGCUGCUUACGUAACAUACAAUUUGGGCUAUAUUUUGAUGUAUCCAAAAUAUCAGUGCAUUUUUAAUGACUAGAAAUAUUUUUCAGAGUGUUAGAGAGAGCAAAUAUGCUCCAACCAAGAUGGUCUGAUUAAUGAAUGGAGAGUUGAUGAUAAGAAUGAAUUAUCGCUUAAUAAUUGGGUGACACGACUUGACUUAAUGUGCGCUGAUUCGUUCUACAUAGGCCUAUAUGGAAGUCUAGAUUUCUUUGGAUAACUGUUUGCAAGUGUAUUUUUGACACCACUAGCUGAUAAAUAUGGAAAAAGAUGGUUCACAAUAAUUGGUUCUUCGUCCUAGAUAUUGACAUUCAUUAUUAUACUAGUAUUCUAGAACAGAGUACUUUACUACUUCUCAAUUCUAAUUCUAGGAAUAACAUUCAUUAAUAAGAAUUUCGUCACGUAUUCACAUUUAAUGGAUUUCAUUGGCUAGAAGGGGUCAUUCGUAACUGGAUGGCUGUUUUGUCUUGAUUCUUUUAACUUCAUAUUCUCACCUUUGAUACUUUACUUUAUCACAAAAAAUACAUAAGUUUUUGCUUGGAUAGGAUUAGUCAUCACUUGCACUGUUGUUGCUUCUCUUAAGUUUAUUUAUUUUCCAGAAUCACUUAAAUUUACAUUGAACCAAGGAAACUAUGAAAAAGCUAAGGCAGAUUCAAAGUAAAUAAUGUCUGAAAAUGGUGAUAGGCUAGUUGAUUAUUUAAACUUAGCUUAACUCAUUGAUAAAUAUGAAACCUAAUAGAAGAAAGAAUAAGAGAAAAAUAAGACAAAUGAGGAUUAGGUAGAUGAAAAGCCAAGCAUUAGGAAACUUAUCUUUACUACUAGAUAUACAAUAAGAAAUCUAUUGCUAAUGAUUAUUUGCUGGAUCUCAACCAGUACAUCAUUUUUCAUUUUCAACUUCUAUAUCAAGUACAUUCAAGCUAAUAUUUAUGUUAUCGGAGUUGCUAUGGGUUUCUCUUGCUUUGGUUAUCUAUACUCAGAUAUUGUAGUUCAAAGAUUAGGCUUUGCAAAAUGCUUGAGUAUAUCUUAUGCAAUUGCCUCAAUUUUAAUGGGUUUAAUUAUCUUUAUUGAUCCUAAUCAAAUCAGCGUGUACAUAUAUGCUCUUAUGUUUUUCAUGUUGAAGUCAUUCGUUUGUAUGAGCUACUCUGGGAUAUUUGUUUCUCAUGUAUAUCUUUUUGAUUCUAGAAUUUUAGCAACUAGCUAUGGUAUUUGUGGAUUAUUUUCAAGGAUUGCCAUGCUUUUCAUUCCAAUGAUAGUUGAAAUACCGAACAAAAAGAUUCCUCUCGUUAUACUGUUGAUAAUGAAUAUGUCUGCUUUUGGAGCUAGUUUUCUUCUUAAGAAAAUUGAUUAAUGA
Molecule: messenger RNA, 1578 nt
Organism: Stylonychia lemnae
Lineage: Eukaryota; Ciliophora; Spirotrichea; Sporadotrichida; Oxytrichidae
Source: the annotation of a GenBank genome assembly